UUCUCUUAUCGAUCGGCAUUUCUGACUAGAGGAUCGAACUCGAUCCGUAUCGGAUACUCAAAAUAUAUGUAUUUAACUCCGACAACAUCUCCAUGUUCUUCGAUCCUAAUAAUCUUUCUUUAAUUUAAUCUAAUCUAAUUAGGGUUCCUCAGAUCAGAUUCCACACACACUCUCUCUCUCUCUCCCUCCUCCAAAUCCUUCUCAUAGAUCUGAAUCUCGGAUCCGUGUGUGUAAUUCUACUCAGACUGUGCGGGAGAAUUUUCGCCGUCUAUGGCUUUUUAGCUUCGUUGAGUCCUGUUUCAGGUCGGAGACGGAGAUUUGAUCGAUAGAAAGAGUGAGGCGCAGGAGGAGAAAUGGGCCAGGAGGGUUCGCCGGCGCACAAGAGGCCCUCCGGCGUCGGAGGCGGAGGACUUCCGACGACGGUGACGGCGAACGGAGACGGAGGAAGGGGCCGUGGGUUGUUGCCGCGCGGAAGGCAGAUCCAGAAGACGUUUAACAACAUCAAGAUCACGAUUCUCUGUGGAUUCGUCACCAUUCUGGUGCUUCGCGGCACGAUCGGCGUCGGGAAUCUCGGUAGCUCCAAUGCCGACGCCGUCAACCAGAAUCUCAUCGAGGAAACGAACCGGAUUCUCGCCGAGAUCCGAUCCGAUUCGGAUCCCACUGACUUGGAUGAGGCUCUGGAGGCUGGGAUCGAUCCCAAUGUCACAUACACUCUAGGUCCGAAGAUCACGAACUGGGACAGUCAACGCAAGGUAUGGCUCGAUCAGAACCCUGAGUUUCCAAAUUCUGUUAAUGGCAAAGCUCGAAUCCUGCUUCUAACUGGAUCUCCACCGAAACCCUGCGAUAACCCAAUUGGAGAUCAUUAUCUGCUGAAAUCAGUGAAGAACAAGAUCGAUUACUGUAGGCUUCACGGGAUAGAGAUUGUGUAUAACAUGGCUCAUUUGGACAAGGAAUUAGCUGGGUAUUGGGCAAAACUACCUAUGAUCAGGAGAUUGAUGCUGUCUCAUCCUGAAGUGGAGUGGAUCUGGUGGAUGGACAGCGAUGCUUUGUUCACCGAUAUACUGUUCGAGAUCCCGUUGUCGAAGUACGCAAACCAUAAUCUAGUGAUUCACGGGUACCCAGACUUGUUGUUCGAUCAGAAGUCGUGGAUUGCGCUGAACACGGGCAGUUUUCUCUUGAGGAAUUGCCAAUGGUCACUGGAUUUGUUGGAUGCUUGGGCGCCAAUGGGACCGAAAGGGCCUAUCCGUGACGAAGCCGGGAAAAUCUUGACGGCUAAUCUGAAAGGUAGACCGGCUUUCGAGGCGGAUGAUCAGUCGGCAUUGAUAUAUAUUCUGCUUUCACAGAAGGAUAAAUGGAUGGAAAAAGUGUUCGUCGAGAAUCAGUACUAUUUGCACGGGUUCUGGGAAGGGUUAGUCGAUCGGUACGAGGAGAUGAUCGAGAAGUAUCAUCCAGGAUUAGGCGACGAGAGAUGGCCGUUUGUUACGCAUUUCGUGGGUUGCAAACCGUGCGGAAGCUAUGCCGAUUACGCGGUUGAGAGAUGCUUGAAGAGUAUGGAAAGGGCAUUCAAUUUCGCGGACAAUCAAGUGCUGAAACUGUACGGUUUUGGGCAUCGGGGACUGUUGAGCCCUAAGAUUAAGAGAAUCCGAAACGAGACCGUGACUCCGUUGGAGUACGUAGACAAGUUCGAUAUCCGCAGAGCAGAAACCAAACCACAGAGCUAAGCGUCCGAGAAAUCAGAUCAGAUCACAAGAUGAUGAGAUUGUUGCAGAAACUUAGAGGUAAUAUACCACUUACAAUUACAAUUACAAUUGCAAAGCAAUUUUUUGUUUUGUCUGUACUCCCGAAAUGCCAUGUUUCUUUUGUUCCAACUCUUCCUGUUGUUGUUUGCAAGAACUUUAAGCUGCGAAAUUCUUUCCAUAUA
This is a messenger RNA of Tarenaya hassleriana, 1921 nucleotides long. RefSeq names its product probable xyloglucan 6-xylosyltransferase 5. Gene Ontology annotation, cellular component: membrane; endosome; trans-Golgi network. The record is from RefSeq and is a predicted model, not a curated record. NCBI's taxonomy places the organism in Eukaryota, Viridiplantae, Streptophyta, Magnoliopsida, Brassicales, Cleomaceae. Bases 354 to 1721 code for a protein of 455 amino acids. The transcript has a single exon. Gene Ontology annotation, molecular function: hexosyltransferase activity. Gene Ontology annotation, biological process: xyloglucan biosynthetic process.